AUCACCUAUCUUCUUCCUACUCUAUAUUAUCCUGUUCCAUUUUCUUUCAUUUCCCAAGAGAAGAAAGAAAGAAAAUGUCAGAAUUUUCUUUCUCAUCACCAAACACUACCAACUCCAAGAAAACUCACUACUACUUGUCUAGUCUUCUUCUCUCUGACUUGUUCCUCCUCUGUUCUUUCAUUGUUUCUCACCCUCUCUACUUCUCUUACUUCAUUUUCUUCUCACCAUACAUUAUCAAGAUCCUUUCUUUCCUUUCUCCUCUCUUCAUCACCACCUCUCUUUUGCUUCUUGCUCUCUUCACCACUCUUCUCCACGACAAUUCUUCACUUGAAUUCUCGUUUCAAAAUGUCUUAGACAAUUUGCGCUCUAAUGCAGACGAUGAAAACCAAGAAUUUCGAGGCUUUGAGGAGCUUGAAGCCUAUAAAAUUGUGUUUGAUACGUCUAUUCUUGAGAUCAGAGAAAGUUGUGUUCAAGAUUCUGAAGAAAAUUGCUUACCAAACUUCGAAGAAGCACCUGUGGACAAGCAUUCAAUUCAUGAAACUUGUGGUACAAAUGUAUCACAAGGUCUAACAAGUAAUGUUAACGAAAGCUUAGCUGAGAUUAUGCGGGCUGAAACUACUGAGCUGAUUGCGGAAGGUAAAAGUUUAGGAGGGUUCUUGAAGGAGGACCAUGAGUUUGUCGAUGUAACGUGCGAAAAGGAAGAAAAAGAAGUCAAGGCCAAGCCACUAAGCGUAGAGUUCAAUAAAGGUGAUCAUCAUCAAGAACAAAAAGAAGCAGCACUAAUGAACGGUGGAUCCAAGGCACUAGACAGUAAAAUAAGUGAUGAAGGCAAAGUGACUGAUGACAAUGGAGUGGUGGAGUAUUUGUCAAAAGUAAAAGCGAAUUCUCAGAGACUUGGGAGAAAUCAUAAUGAUGGAGGAGAGUACCACACUUCAAAAGUUAUGGAUAUUAAUUAUUCUCAACCAUUAAUGGGUGGGUCAAAUCUUGGUAGUUUUGGAUCAAUGAGAAAAGAAAAAGAAUGGAGAAGGACAUUGGCAUGCAAGCUUUUCGAGGAGAGACACAAUGUAGAUGGAAGUGAAGGGAUGGAUUCGCUCUGGGAGACUUAUGAGACAGACUCAAAUAAGCUUCAAACUAGAAACAAAUCAAAGAAGGGCAAGAAAGGUGGCAGUAAGCACUAUGGGGAUAAUGAUGAUGAAGAAGAAGAGGAUGAGAUUGAUGAUGGCCAAUUGUGCUGCUUACAAGCUCUCAAGUUCUCAGCUGGGAAGAUGAAUUUGGGAAUGGGAAGGCCUAAUCUUGUCAAGUUUUCCAAGGCACUCAAAGGAAUUGGAUGGUUGCACAAUGUGACAAAGCAUGGCAAGAAGAUCUACCAUUGAAUUGAAUUUCGGUGGUUGCACUUUCACCCUCUUGUUUUAUGUUUAAUUAAUGGGCAUAACAUAAAUGUGUAUUUCUUUGAGGAUCUUAAGUAAAUAUGGUCUUUUUUUUUUU
This is a messenger RNA of Pistacia vera, 1485 nucleotides long. RefSeq lists its product as uncharacterized. The transcript has a single exon. NCBI's taxonomy places the organism in Eukaryota, Viridiplantae, Streptophyta, Magnoliopsida, Sapindales, Anacardiaceae. Bases 75 to 1373 code for a protein of 432 amino acids. The record is from RefSeq and is a predicted model, not a curated record.